Messenger RNA from Rattus rattus (black rat), 1941 nucleotides. It is a transcript of the gene Artn, whose product is annotated as artemin. Lineage: Eukaryota; Metazoa; Chordata; Mammalia; Rodentia; Muridae. Bases 868 to 1542 code for a protein of 224 amino acids. The record is from RefSeq and is a predicted model, not a curated record. The transcript is spliced from 4 exons. Gene Ontology annotation, molecular function: receptor tyrosine kinase binding; glial cell-derived neurotrophic factor receptor binding; growth factor activity.
UCGCCGCCCUCCCUCGCUCUCUCCCGCCCUCAGCCAGGCCUCCCAGUUCCCUACUUUGCGUGACUACCAACUUCGAAUUCCCAGUUUCAGCGUCUCGCUGCAGCCCGCGAUCUCUACUCUGCCUCCUGGGGUCUUCUCCAAAUGUCUAGCCCCCAUCUAGGGGGACCUAACCUAGCCAGCGGGGACCGGAUCCGGAGGGUGGAGCAGCCAGGUGAGCCCUGAAAGGUGGGGCGGGGCGGGGGCGCUCUGGGCCCCACCCCGGGAUCUGGUGACGCCGGGGCUGGAAUUUGACACCGGACGGCGGCGGGCAGGAGGCUGCUGAGGGAUGGAGUUGGGCUCGGCCCCCAGAUGCGGCCCGCGGGCUCUGCCAGCAACAAGUCCCUCGGGCACCAGCCCUCGCUGCGACUGGGGCUUGGAGCCCUGCACCCGAGGUAAGCCAUCCUCCUUGCCCAUCCCCUUGAUGGACGCUCAAAUGGCAGGAAAAAGUAUAGAAAGGUCUUCCUCCCCCCUUUUCUCUCAGCCUCUCUCUUCUGGGCCCUCAGCGCAGCUCUUUGCCCCUCCCAGCCCCUCCAGCUCCUCUUGUCGCUAGCCUGUUGGACUGUGUUAACCCUCCUGGCUGGCUGUAAUGUGAGGCUCCCGCUGCCGCCACAGGGCACAGACCGGCUGCCAAGGCCCCACUUUUAACUAAAAGAGGCGCUGCCAGGUGCACAAUUCUGGGCAUGAUCCAUUUGAGCUUCGGGGGAAAGCCCAGCACUGGUCCCAGGGAAGGUGCCUAGAAGGACACGGAGCGGACCCCUUUGCUGCCUCAAGAAGAGGGUGGGGAAACAGAUCCACGAAGGCUGAUGGGAGCUCCUGGAGUUGAAAGCGAUGGAACUGGGACUUGGAGAGCCUACUGCAUUGUCCCACUGCCUCCGGCCUAGGUGGCAACCAGCCUUGUGGCCAACCCUAGCUGCUCUAGCCCUGCUGAGCAGCGUCACAGAAGCUUCCCUGGACCCAAUGUCCCGCAGCCCCGCCUCUCACGAUGUUCCCUCGCCCGUCCUGGCGCCCCCAACAGACUACCUACCUGGGGGACACACCGCACAUCUGUGCAGCGAAAGAGCCCUGCGACCACCGCCGCAGUCUCCUCAGCCCGCACCCCCGCCACCGGGUCCCGCGCUCCAGUCUCCUCCCGCUGCGCUCCGCGGGGCACGCGCGGCGCGUGCAGGAACCCGGAGCAGCCGCGCACGGACUACAGAUGCGCGCGGCUGCCGCCUGCGCUCACAGCUGGUGCCGGUGAGCGCUCUCGGCCUGGGCCACAGCUCCGACGAGCUGAUCCGUUUCCGCUUCUGCAGCGGCUCGUGCCGCCGAGCACGCUCCCCGCACGAUCUCAGCCUGGCCAGCCUGCUGGGCGCCGGGGCCCUGCGGUCGCCUCCCGGGUCCCGGCCGAUCAGCCAGCCCUGUUGCCGGCCCACUCGCUAUGAGGCCGUCUCCUUCAUGGACGUGAACAGCACCUGGAGAACCGUGGACCAUCUCUCCGCCACCGCCUGCGGCUGUCUGGGCUGAGGAUGAUCUUCAAGCUUUUGCACACUGGACCCAUAUGUCGCCCUACCUGGAACAGCCCCACGGGGCCUCACUAGCUAGGAGCCUCAACUCAACAGGAAGUGGAAGCUGCAGAGCUCAGGCCUCAGGCCGGUGAGGGACAGACAGAGCCUGGAAAGAUGACCGAACCGCUGACCAACAGUCCCAAGGUGUUCAUGGAUCCCAGCUCUACAGACAGCAGAAACCUCAGCUAAAGAGAACUCCUCUGGGUGAAUCCAGAAAUGGCCCUAGGACCUCGGGAGUGCAUUUUGAGGAGAUAUAUUGUAGUCGCGUUGCUGGACCAGCCUGUGCUGAAACCAGCCUUGUGUUCACUUGUGGAAGCCGAAGCCCUAUUUAUUAUUUCUAAAUUAUUUAUUUACUUUG